AUGUUACCAACUGCUACUUACACAUCUGGCGAUGCCACACAUGACUUCCAUCCUGGCGAUGGUCCACAUACAACUGACGGAUCAACAACACAGAUCUCUGAUAUAGUUUUAAAUGCUGGCGGUGAAGAUCGAGAUAAGCCUAGUGCGGCAAAAGAUACAGCAAUGGGAGAAUUACGAGCAGCACUUACAACCCUUCAAGAUCAGAUCAAUGUUUUCCUAACAGAGCGAAUGAGAGCUGAAAAGGCAAAUGACACGGAUGAUAUAGAGCGAAAAGUUUUAGAUGAAGGAGUUGAGGAGGAUAGUGAAGAUGAUUAA
This is a messenger RNA of Lodderomyces orthopsilosis Co 90-125, 315 nucleotides long. RefSeq names its product chromatin DNA-binding EKC/KEOPS complex subunit. The transcript has a single exon. Bases 1 to 315 code for a protein of 104 amino acids. The record is from RefSeq and is a predicted model, not a curated record. NCBI's taxonomy places the organism in Eukaryota, Fungi, Ascomycota, Pichiomycetes, Serinales, Debaryomycetaceae.